CGGACAUCAGAAGCAGAAUCGUUCAUUUGACAUGGAGGCUCUGGUGGACGACCUCGACCACACCUCCAUAUACUGGGCAGACAGCGAGGAGAGCGACGGAGAAGGAGGUCUCGGGAACCUGAACCGGCUGAUCGUGCGGCCGCCGGGGCACAGCGGGAAGGCGAAGCGCGGCCAUCUCUGUUUCGACGCGGCAUUCGAGUGCGGCAACCUGGGGCGGGCGGACCACGUGUCGGAGCUGGAGUACGACCUGUACGUCCGACCCGACACCUGCAGGCCGCGCUCCAGGUUCUGGUUCAACUUCACGGUGGAAAACGUCAAGCAGGACCAGAGAGUAAUCUUCAACAUAGUCAAUUUAGGUAAAGAGCAAAUUCUCUAUAACGAGGGAAUGACGCCAUUAAGAAUUCCGAAGCGACUCGUCUUCUUUCACCGGUCGUUGGCUCAUCACAAUCGCAAGAUACUGAGCGUGGCUUUUGGGUUCGACCGGGAAGAUGACGUGUACCAUUUUGCAGCAGCUCCGCCGUACUCUUAUUCGCGUCUCCAGAAGUACCUGUCGGCCUGGGAGAAGCGAGCGCAGAUGUUUGCAACCAGGGAGUGUAUCGCCCAAACUACGCAAAAAAGAAAAGUAGAUCUCAUAACAAUAGGUGAUUUGCAUCCGAAAGAGAAGGAUCUAAAAGAUGAUACCACGGCCAAAGGAAAAAUUAUUGAAAACAAGAAGAGACUGGUCAUGGUAUUUGCCAGGUCACACGGAGGAGAGUCGCCCGCUUCAUUUAUUUGCCAAGGUUUAAUGGAUUUUCUUGUCAGUUCGUCUGAAAAGGCGACAGCACUUCGUAAUGUAGUGGUUAUUCAGAUAGUGCCAAUGAUAAACCCGGAUGGAGUAUUUCUUGGCAACCAUCGGUCUGACCUCCUGGGCUCGGACCUCAACCGCUGCUGGAGCAGCACCACAGUGUUGGCUCAUCCAGCUAUAGUAGCCAUAAACCAACAUGUACAGAAGGUUAAGGCAGAAAAGACUCUACAGUUAGAUUUUAUAAUCGACAUUCAUGCUGACAUAAGCCACGAAGGUGUGUUUGUAAGAGGAAAUUCCUAUGACGAUGUGUACAGGUUCGAGCGUCACGCCGUGCUGCCGAAGUUCAUGGCGAUGCGUGUGGAGGCGUGGCAGGCGGAGCGGUGCCUGUACAACGCGGACGGCAACGUCGCCGGCUCCGCGCGCCGCACGCUGCCCGACGGCACGCUCGACGCGUACACGCUGCUCGCGUCUAUGGGCGGACGACGGAUAAACGGCGGCCAUUACAUGCACUAUACUGAGGAUUCCUAUAUGAAAAUAGGUCGUGCUUUGGGAAAAUCAUUAUGCGAUUACUAUAGACAUGUUGGUGUCAUACCACCUCGAGUUUCAAACGUGAAAAAGAGAGAACCGCGCAGGAGGAGACGACAUAAAAGAAGAGCAUACGAAAGAGAGAGGUCGCCUAGUUCGUCUCCUGAGCGACGGGUGCUAGCAGCGCGCGUGCUGUCGCCGCGUCUGCCCGCCGCGUCCCCGCCCGCGCCGCGCCCGCCCCGCCCCACACGCACAGCGCGGACGAGGCCGCUCGGACACACACACAGCGUACGGAUAGACGACACCUUACUACCCGCUAUUACCGGUAAAGCGGUAACUCCGAAGUUGGCGGUAGUGGACUUCAGUGCGUACAUCCGCGCGCCGGGUGCGUACGGCCGACACAUCCACACGCGCGGGCCGCAGCUGGCCCGCCCGCCACGCCCCACACACGCGCAGUACACCAGCGACGAUUAUGAUACUCAGGAAACUGAUUCUUAACUUUUAAAAUCCUAUUCAAUAUCUAAAUUCAUUGCA
Messenger RNA from Aricia agestis (brown argus), 1843 nucleotides. RefSeq names its product cytosolic carboxypeptidase 6. Bases 32 to 1807 code for a protein of 591 amino acids. The record is from RefSeq and is a predicted model, not a curated record. Gene Ontology annotation, molecular function: metallocarboxypeptidase activity; zinc ion binding. NCBI's taxonomy places the organism in Eukaryota, Metazoa, Arthropoda, Insecta, Lepidoptera, Lycaenidae. Gene Ontology annotation, biological process: proteolysis. The transcript has 12 exons.